AAUCUGUUCAAAACAAAAAAAAUACCCCGAAGCGGCGUCGAUUUGUAUCGCUUAGGUUGUUUUUGCUCCAAAAAGUGCUUAAAACUCGCAUUUACCUUGUGAAACUAAUCUUAACGUGAAGUUUAUCAUCUUGUAAUAGCAAUCAAUAUCAAUCUACAAACAUGACAACCGCAAUUGAUCCCGAUCUGCGCACCAAAAUCGACACCGCUUGCCGGACGGCCGAGGAAUUCACCAAGCUGUAUUACGAAAGCGUAGACAAGAAACGCCACCAGAUGGCUCGACUCUACAUGGAUAACGGGCUGCUGGUGUGGAAUGGUAACGGCGCCAACGGCAAGGACAACAUCCAGAAGUACUUCCAGGAACUGCCCCGCUCGGAGCACAUCAUGAACACCCUGGACGCGCAGCCUAUCAUCGACGACGCUGUGUCCUCGCAGCUUACAUUCAUCAUUCAGGUGUCCGGAACGGUUAAGUUCCAGGACAAUCCCACCAAACCGUUCCAGCAGACGUUCAUGAUCACGGCGCAAGGCGACAAGUGGAAGAUUGCGAGCGAUUGCUUCCGGUUGCAGGAUGCUAUCUUUUAAGAGCUGCUGCGGAUCAAUACACGGAUGAUUUGGAAGAGA
This is a messenger RNA of Aedes albopictus (Asian tiger mosquito), 620 nucleotides long. It is a transcript of the gene Nxt1, whose product is annotated as NTF2-related export protein. Gene Ontology annotation, biological process: poly(A)+ mRNA export from nucleus. The transcript has 2 exons. The coding region runs from base 162 to 581 and encodes 139 amino acids. Gene Ontology annotation, cellular component: nuclear pore central transport channel. NCBI's taxonomy places the organism in Eukaryota, Metazoa, Arthropoda, Insecta, Diptera, Culicidae. The record is from RefSeq and is a predicted model, not a curated record.